Striga hermonthica is the source of this 486-nucleotide messenger RNA. Lineage: Eukaryota; Viridiplantae; Streptophyta; Magnoliopsida; Lamiales; Orobanchaceae. The record is from the annotation of a GenBank genome assembly.
AUGCGGUUGGUGCCGCAUAACUUCGUGGUGGUGAAGGGGGCUGGCGAGAAGGGGUGCGAGUAUGUAGAAUUCAACACCGACGAGCACGGGAUGAUAAAGCAAAAUGUAAGGAUUAAUCAAAGCAAUCUUAUCGAGUGGUACUGUUCUGAAGAACACGAUUCUCCACCAUGUCUGGGUGGCUCAACCAGCCACGAGGCUCCAAUUUUUGCAUGCAAAGAGUCAACCUCUGCAGCCCGUAUCGAAGAGAACAGUUUGGAGAACACCACUAUUUCUGAUGUUCUGAAUGUCAAAGGGAAAGGAGCACAUGGAUUUUGUCUCUGGUGCGCGACUGAUGACAGUGUGUAUGAAGCUGUGAAAUCGAUGACACUGCACAACGUUGGAGCUCUGGUGGUGGUUAAACUAUGGGAGAAAAAGUCGAUUGCAGGAAUUAUCACUGAAAGAGAUUACCUCCGCAAGAUAAUUGUCCAGGGAAGGUCAUCCAAGUGA